AUGAACGUCAGGAACAAUUUCUUUAGUCAUAAAAGCAAACAAAUUGAUGAAGAACUUCGGCCAAUCUUAAAUUCUUCAAUUGAUUCAACCACUAUCAUACGUCCACAAUCUCUUCAUCUGGUACAGAAACUGAUGGAGGUUUACAUGAUGCCAACGAUGUCUCUCAUCACUUCAGACUUUAGCUACUUGCCCGAUUUGAAAGUUCCUGGUAUGGAUGAGGGGAUGAGACAAGCCAUGCGCAUAUCAAUUUCUCUUUUGUUGCGUUGGAGGAUAAAAUUACACACUAAGAACAUACAAAAGGAUACUCCACAAGUGGCCUUCACUUCAGUUGGAACAUUCGCUGAUCAGUUAUUGUGGCUGGAGCGAGAUUGGCUUAGGACACUUGGCCUAGACGUGCUGGAGCACCUCUAA
Molecule: messenger RNA, 411 nt
Organism: Eruca vesicaria subsp. sativa (arugula)
Lineage: Eukaryota; Viridiplantae; Streptophyta; Magnoliopsida; Brassicales; Brassicaceae
Source: the annotation of a GenBank genome assembly